AUGGAUUUGUGGCGGCAGAUCGGGAGAGCGCCCGAGGCUCGGAGAAAUGGAGCAUGGAGAAUGCCCCAGGUUCCGAUGGCUACAUCGUGGCCUUCAAGUCAUGCCAUGGAAAGUACCUCUGCGCGGAUGGCGGUGACUUCCGGAACAUUGGAGUCGGAAAUGUGGUUCAUGCCGAUAGAGAUUCGUGUGGAGAAUGGGAGCAGUGGACCAUUAGCACUCCCGGGAUGUUCCGCUAUGCCGAGCCCAUGUUGCUCACGCUCUCGGUGCCAUGGCUGCAUCUGGGGCAACAGGAACAGCCGUGGCUCUUGCUGUGACUCCGGGAAUUGCCGCGCGCUUGGCUUCACGGCCGAGGGCAUCGCCGCAGGUUCUGCCGCAGCUGGGAUGAUGUCAGCAGCAGCCAUUGCUGAAGGUGGUGGUGUCGCUGCCGGGAGUACUGUUGCAACCUUGCAGGCAGUUGGCACAGGAGCUUCCCUCGCAGGCACUGCGCUCGCUGGCACCAUCUGUGCUGUAGCUUUGCCGGUCACCGCAGUUGUCGGCUUGGCAGUUUGGGCAGGGGUUGUCACGAACUGUAGCUUCCUCACAAACCCUCUCAAAGACAAGCCACCUCAGGGCAAGUGGAUGCUGGGGACAGAAGAAGGUGUGCACAACGUGCUCUUCUAUGAGUUCUCGGACGAGCCGACGGCAGUUCAUGCGUUUGAUGAUGUGAAGACGUCUCGCAUACUCUUCAACAAGGAGCACAGGGAGGUUCGCUGCGCAGGCCUGAAUUUCAAUGCCAUCGAGACGAUCCGCGUGAAGGCACGUCACGCGUAA
This is a messenger RNA of Symbiodinium necroappetens, 810 nucleotides long. The record is from the annotation of a GenBank genome assembly. Lineage: Eukaryota; Dinophyceae; Suessiales; Symbiodiniaceae.